Molecule: messenger RNA, 1518 nt
Organism: Pygocentrus nattereri (red-bellied piranha)
Lineage: Eukaryota; Metazoa; Chordata; Actinopteri; Characiformes; Serrasalmidae
Gene: adob
Product: 2-aminoethanethiol (cysteamine) dioxygenase b
Exons: 1
Coding region: 275-1045 (256 amino acids)
Cellular component (GO): mitochondrion
Molecular function (GO): oxidoreductase activity, acting on single donors with incorporation of molecular oxygen, incorporation of two atoms of oxygen
Source: RefSeq, a predicted model, not a curated record
UCAGAUCACUGUAUAUGGGGAUGCGGAGCUGGUGAAUGAUAUGGUUUUCAUAUGGUUUGCGGUCGUGUAUUGUUGUUUAUUUUGAUAAAUGGUGGCCAUCCCGUUUGACCCAAGUGGUUGGCUGGUUCACUUUGGAGCGGUGAAGUGUUUCGGGUGGUGUUUAGAAAUCUGCUGGAGCUCCGCUUGAACUCGCUGGCUAACGGUCACGGCGAGAGCGGCUGCUGCAGGCUUCAGGUUUCGGGCUUCCCUCUUCUCUCUCUCUCUCUCUCUCGGUAUGAUGCCUCGGGACAGCAUGAGCUCCGUCGUGCAGAAACUAGCCAGACAAGCCCUCGCCACCUUCCACAACCACGCUUCUACUGCUGCGGCUGGAGAGACCAGAGCAUUCCUGGAGAGCAUAAACAAGCUGAGGAGCCUGCUGGCCCAGGUGAAGGCGGCAGAUUUGAAGAUUGUACCCCGAUACGCUGAGAGCUCGGCGGCGCCUCACGCGCUGGGUCCUCCCGUCACCUACAUGCACAUCUGCGAGACGGACGACUUCAGCAUGGGGGUGUUUCUGCUCAAACACGGGACCUCCAUUCCCCUUCACGACCAUCCAGGAAUGUACGGCUUGCUGAAAGUUCUGUACGGCAAGGUCAGGAUUAGUUGUUUUGACAGGUUGGACAUGUCAUCUGAGAGCGCUAGCGGGGGGCAGUUCAACCCACCAUUGCUGCCCUUCCAGAAAAGCUCUGUAAGGCCCUCUGUGCGUCGGUCAGUUGGGGAAUACACAGAGGAUAACGCACCGUGCGUGUUAUCGCCGCACAAGGACAAUAUCCACCAAAUCGAGGCCGUGGACGGGCCCACCGCCUUCCUCGACAUUUUGGCUCCACCGUAUGACCCGGAUGACGGCAGGGACUGUCACUACUACAAAGUGCUGCAGCCGGGGUCAGAGGGGGUAGAUAAAAGAGCAGAAGGUCAAGAGCAGACCCAGGUCUGGCUCAUGGAGAUCCCCCAGCCCAGCGAGUUCUGGUGUGGUGGUGAACCUUACCCUGGGCCCAAAGUUUCUCUGUGAAGGAAACUGCCCGCUGGCAUGACUUAACAUUGAAAAAAGUGAGGCAUUGACCUGACACUAUUCUAAUCUGUACAUAAUUUCCACAUGAACAAAGUAGAUCAAAGCAGUUUUGUCACGUGUGUACUCGUGGCAGUAAUUGGGCUGAUGUAUUUUAUUAAUAUGGAAAUUACAUAAACAGUAGAAUCCAGGAAAAAUCACUUUUUUCCAGUGUAACCGUCAGCUGUGGAAAACCUUGACUGCAAGAAAGACUGGAAGACCAUGAAAGUUCAGUUUCCUCUUAUCUUUGCAGUUUGUGUGUGUGCUCCUGACAACAAGUUGGACUGUGGACUCAAUGAGCAACUUCAUGUUUUUUUUGAAGUGUAAUGAAUCUGCUGCUGUCUCACCAUUUCAGUUGUGAUUUGGCCUGUCCGGCUAUGAAGGCUCCUUUUGCCUGCUUUGUUAAUGUGUAUAAAUAUUGAUUAUUUCAAAGCAAA